ACAAGGAAUCUCCAGAUACCACUUCUCCUUGAACCUUCCACCCCCACCCCCUAAGAAAAAAAAGAAAAUUGAUUUUGAUGUAUGUUGUGGUUUUGUAUUAUAUAUAUAGCAGACAAUGUAUUAAGCUUGAAGACAAGUUCCUCAUUAGUAGUUCCCUCAAUUAUUUCCACACCAAAAGCCAAAGAUGGUUCUGUGGAGCCAAUUGGUCAUUAAAUCAGUGCUUUUAGUUUGUAGCAUUAUUUCUCUCUUCUUACAUACUGGCAGAGCAGAGCUUAUAGUACAAAAUUUGAGUGGCCAUAGUUGGGAAAACAAAGGGGUUGUAAGCAAUAGCAAGUGCAACUUGUUUCAAGGUAGAUGGGCAAUUGACCCUUCUUUUCCUCUUUAUGAUUCCUCAACUUGCCCUUUCAUUGACCCUGAAUUUGAUUGCCUCAAAUAUGGUCGCCCUGAUAAGCAAUACCUCAAAUAUGCUUGGAAACCUGAUUCUUGUAACUUGCCCAGGUUUAAUGGGAAGGAUUUCUUGCAGAGAUGGUCAGGGAAAAAAAUAAUGUUUAUUGGUGACUCGUUGAGUUUGAACAUGUGGAAUUCUCUAGCCUGUAUGCUUCAUGCGUCGGUGCCUAAUGCCAAGAUUACAAUUUCUAGGAAGGAGACACUUUCUUCUGUCACUUUUCAGGAUUAUGGAGUUACUUUAUUCCUUUAUCGAACAACUUACCUUGUGGAUAUAGUAAGAGAGAAGAUUGGAAGGGUAUUGAAAUUGGAUGCCAUUCAACAAGGUGAUGCUUGGAAAGGAAUGGAUAUGUUAAUUUUCAAUUCUUGGCAUUGGUGGACUCACAAGGGCAACUCUCAACCAUGGGAUUAUGUGCAAGAUGGUAUGAAAGUAUCGAAAGAUAUGGACCGUUUAAUGGCAUUUUACAAAGGUCUAACUACUUGGGCAAGAUGGGUUGAUGGAAAUGUUGACUCCUCUAAGACCAAAGUCUUCUUCCAGGGCAUUUCUCCAACUCAUUAUAUGGGUCAGGAAUGGGGGGCAUCAACAAAGAAUUGCAACUCAGAGCAAAUACCAUUAGCAGGAUCGACAUAUCCAGCAGGGACACCAGCAUCAGCUAUUGUAGUAAACAAAGUACUAAAUAGGAUGAAGACACCAGUUCAUCUCCUCGAUAUCACGUUUCUAUCCCAGUUAAGGAAAGAUGCUCAUCCAUCAAUGUACAGCGGUGAUCACCCUGGUGUAGAUUGCAGCCACUGGUGUCUCCCUGGACUACCUGAUACAUGGAACCAGCUUCUUUAUGCAUCACUAAUUAUACCUUCAGCUCAAAACAGCCAGCAAUCAAGUGAACAUAGCAAUCAUUGGCGCAGUACUCCUGGACUUCUUAACAAUUGGAGCCAGCUUGUUUAUGCAGCAGCAGUUCUUCUCUGAGGAUGAAGACUUCAGAUUAGUUUUAACUGCUCAUAGUUUGAUACAAGGACAUACAAUAGCUUUUAGAUGUAAUAAGUAAG
Messenger RNA from Solanum verrucosum, 1488 nucleotides. RefSeq names its product protein trichome birefringence-like 38. The transcript has 6 exons. Gene Ontology annotation, molecular function: O-acetyltransferase activity. The coding region runs from base 185 to 1408 and encodes 407 amino acids. Gene Ontology annotation, cellular component: Golgi apparatus. Lineage: Eukaryota; Viridiplantae; Streptophyta; Magnoliopsida; Solanales; Solanaceae. The record is from RefSeq and is a predicted model, not a curated record.